Molecule: messenger RNA, 1821 nt
Organism: Pimephales promelas (fathead minnow)
Lineage: Eukaryota; Metazoa; Chordata; Actinopteri; Cypriniformes; Leuciscidae
Gene: fndc4a
Product: fibronectin type III domain containing 4a
Cellular component (GO): extracellular region; plasma membrane
Molecular function (GO): protein binding
Source: RefSeq, a predicted model, not a curated record
CUCGUGUUCGCGCGCAUCAGCGCUGGAGCUGACCGUGGUGCUGAUCGCCUCGCGUUCGCGCUCGCUCAAGAUCAACACUGACAUGAACGAGCGGUAGAUCUGAACACCUCCGAACCUGAGAUUGAAUUGGACGCUUCCUCACAGUCACAACCUGCAGUUUCGGAGGAAUCAAGCAUGAAUUUGAAGUAAGACGGAAUUAUUUUGGAAGUCGAUGGAAAGUCAGCAUUAUACCUGCAGCUGACAUGGACGUUCCGGCACGUGUUUUAAUAGGAUUUGCGAACAUGAUGUCCAUCCUGAGAUUUUUACUGUACUUAAUUUAAUAUGUGUUUAUUUAGAUGAAUACAUAAUCAUUUAUAAUGUUGCUAUAAACAAAGCUGUUUAGAAGCAAAAGAAGAUAACUACAUUCAUUUGGAUUUGACAUUUGUGGAGAUAAUGGCUCGCAUUCUUGUCCUUCUUAACUCAGUCGGACUGUUGCUCUUCGGUAGUGAAAUGUUUCUGGUGGGAGCAAACCGUCCACCCGCUCCUGUUAAUGUGUCGGUCAUGCACCUGAGAGCUGAUUCAGCAACUGUGUCCUGGGAGGUGCCUGAGGGUGACAUCAUCAUUGGCUUUUCCAUCUCCCAACAGAGAAUGGACGGCAAAAUGCAGAGGUUUAUUAGAGAGGUGAACACCACCAGCAGAUCCUGUGUGCUGUGGGACCUGGAGGAGGAGAUGGAUUACAUCAUCCAGGUUCAGUCUAUCGGCCUGUACGGAGAGAGUCAGGCCAGCAAACGUGUCCACUUCAGAACCCUGAAGAAAACUGACCGCUUCCCCUCAAACAGUUCAAACCAAGAUGACCCAACAGUCCAAGGCCUGGAUAAAGCUCGACAGCUGCAGACAGGGGAGAUGAUCAUCAUUGUGGUGGUGCUUCUAAUGUGGGCAGCCGUAAUUGCCUUGUUUUGCCGGCAGUAUGACAUAAUAAAGGACAACGAUUCCAGCAACAGCAAAGAGAAGGCAAAACCAUCUUCAGAGAGAAGCACACCAGAGCACCACAGCGGAGGUCUACUGCGGAGCAAGUUCCACCAGUCUGUGCCAUCUAUCAACAUCAUUGAGGUGUGAUGGGAGUUUCGAUGAUGUCAGUCGCACCAUCCGCCGUAUCAGGAUGACGGUUUAUCGGCCCUUCCAUCAUAACACAGUCAAGAAUCCUCAUGGAGCAGCACAUCAGCUACACCUCAAUAUCGGCCCACCCAUACGCACGUAUAUUAAAGCAAUCCACCGGGACUGUAAAUAUCAUAUUGCGUAUAUGACUGGAUGCCUGUGUUGUGUGAUGGAUGGAGAAUACCCAAAACUUUCCUGCAAUAUAUCCGAUUAAAUCGGGGAUUUUUUCCUCUUGUAUAGAAAGGAAGGAAAGUGUAUUUUUGAUAUGGUACUGUUGCAGUAUGACAGGGUUUCUACUCUUUAUUAGCUUGUGUUUGGUUUUUGCAUGUAUUUCUUUUGAGUCAGAUAGGAUGUGUACAGGAUGUGUGCAGGUCAUUAAAUUAAGCUUGUGCUCUUGUUUUUAUUACCCAGUAAAACUAGUGGAAUUGUGUCUGAGCUGCUUAUUAUUGGGAACAGACUGACGCCAAAUCUCUCCGCUUGUCAUCUCUUCAUCCUCCUAACUAGUUGUUUUUGUAUUCUAAAUAUGCAUAUUUGCCCAUUUUUCUGCCCACUACAUGCUAAUCUUAAAACCCUGCCAGACUGAACAAUGUACAGUACAUAAUUGCUAAUCUCACUGUGUUGUAUACAAAACAAAACAAUAUCCUGACUGAAUUAAAAAAAACAAUAAAAAACAAUAUCCUAACUGAA